This is a messenger RNA of Aureobasidium melanogenum CBS 110374, 846 nucleotides long. Its product is annotated as Thioesterase/thiol ester dehydrase-isomerase. Lineage: Eukaryota; Fungi; Ascomycota; Dothideomycetes; Dothideales; Saccotheciaceae. Gene Ontology annotation, cellular component: peroxisome. Bases 1 to 846 code for a protein of 281 amino acids. The record is from RefSeq and is a predicted model, not a curated record. The transcript has 2 exons.
AUGACUCUACUUGCUCACCCAUGUCCCCUUGUCUCUUACCAUUUUCUCUUCACUCAGGCCAAUGCCAUUGGCGUCAAGAAGAACGAGCUCCACUUCCUAUACGAACUACACCCCUGCUUCUCGGCCUUCCCUACCUUCCCCAUCAACCUAGCUUUCAAGCGCACCAACCAAGACGUCUUCGACUUCUUGGGAGAUUUGGGCAAAACCCGGAUACCUGGCUGCCCACCUCUCGAUCCUCAACGCUCCGUUGACGGCGAGCGUGGCAUCGAAGUCGUCACGCCUAUCCCCGGUGGCAACCUAGUCGUGGAACAUCUUGCGGAAUUGGUCGAUGCAAAGACGGACAAGGUAUACACCCGGAUGAGCAAUGCUGGCGUCGCCAUGAAGCAAGGAGGGCUGGGGGGACCAAGCGGACCAAAGAAGGUUGCCGUGAAGGUACCAACACACGAACCAGAUGCGAUUUCCACUUUCCACACUACAGAAGAGGUUGCCAUGUUGUACCGGCUCUGCGGUGAUUACAACCCCCUCCAUGCAGAUGACGAGUUUGGAAAACCUGCGGGAUUUGAAGGACACAUCCUCCAGGGAUUAGGAACGUGGAACAUCGUCGCGCAUGAGGUGUUGAGGUUAGAGGGAGGGUCGGAUCCGUCUAGGUUCAUGACAUAUGGCGCGAGGUUCAGGAAUGUCGUAUACCCGGGCGAUGUAUUAGAGACGAAGAUAUGGAAGGUCAAGACCGAAGAAGCUCUGGAUCAUCUCGUGUUCGAGACGAUAGCAAAGAGUGAUGGGAGGUUAUGCUUAUCGAAUGGUUAUGCGACCAUCAAGUCGUUGCCCUUGGAGAUGGCUAAGCUAUAG